Molecule: messenger RNA, 719 nt
Organism: Tribolium madens (black flour beetle)
Lineage: Eukaryota; Metazoa; Arthropoda; Insecta; Coleoptera; Tenebrionidae
Product: acidic mammalian chitinase-like
Exons: 4
Coding region: 1-693 (230 amino acids)
Biological process (GO): carbohydrate metabolic process; chitin catabolic process
Cellular component (GO): extracellular region
Molecular function (GO): chitinase activity; chitin binding
Source: RefSeq, a predicted model, not a curated record
AUGUUUGCGAAAUAUUUGGAAAAUUUCGUAACUCUUCUCCGCGAGAUCCGAGAAGCCUUCGCCCCCAAGGGCCACAUCUUGACCAUCGCCGUCUCGGCCAUCCCCAUCGACGCCGCCUACGACAUCCCCGGCAUGUCCCAAAACGUGGACAUCAUCAACCUCAUGACCUACGACUUCCACAUUCCUGGGGGCGGCGUCGCCGCCGAAAACUCCCCCCUUUAUUGGGGCGGCGCCGACACCCCAUGGCAGAAAGAGUACGAAAACGUCAAUUCGACCGUGGUCAACUGGGUCAACGCUGGGGCAGACCCAUCGAAACUUACCAUUGGGUUGGCCUUCUAUGGGCACACUUUCCAGCUGGCUGACCCGGCACACCACGACCUGGGGGCGCCGGUCAUCGACGCCGGCAUGUCGGGGCCCUACACCAAAGGCUACGGCAUCAUGGGCUUCAACGAGAUUUGUGAGUUUACCGGUGAUUGGACGAGGGUGUUUGACGACCAACAGAAAGUCCCAUACAAGUAUAAAGACGACCAAUGGAUUGGCUAUGACGAUGAGGAGUCAGUGGCCUUGAAGGUUAAGUUUGCAAAAGAGCACAAUAUGGCGGGACUUAUGAUUUGGACGGUCGAUAUGGACGAUUUUUUGGGUCUGUGUGGGCCCAAAAAUGGACUUCUUCAAGUGAUUAAACAAAAUUUGUAAUAAAUAAAAUAAAAUUUAUUUGUUUC